Eleginops maclovinus (Patagonian blennie) is the source of this 2345-nucleotide messenger RNA. It is a transcript of the gene alx1, whose product is annotated as ALX homeobox 1. The transcript has 4 exons. Gene Ontology annotation, biological process: embryonic skeletal system morphogenesis; negative regulation of DNA-templated transcription; positive regulation of transcription by RNA polymerase II. The coding region runs from base 366 to 1334 and encodes 322 amino acids. Gene Ontology annotation, molecular function: RNA polymerase II transcription regulatory region sequence-specific DNA binding; DNA-binding transcription activator activity, RNA polymerase II-specific. Lineage: Eukaryota; Metazoa; Chordata; Actinopteri; Perciformes; Eleginopidae. The record is from RefSeq and is a predicted model, not a curated record.
AUCAGCGAGCAUUAAACAUCCAGAGAAUCCGGUUAAAUCCCAUUUUGAGUCUCAACGAGCAGCUGUAAAUUACUGCCUCAUUGUGGAUGUCCAAACAUGUUGUAAAUUAGAGUUCUGCUGGUUCUGCUCUCAGCCUGUGUGGUUGGGUUCGGGCUGUGGGAGGAGUUGGUUCAUACUCAGAGAGGAGGGCAGCUCUUUAAGCCUCUCAUUCUCUUCAGGGCUAUAAAGACGUCGUGCCUUCAAGACAGAGCAAAUUAACUCCGAAUUAUUGCAUUACAAGGCACCGCUGCGAUCAUCCGUGCAGAACAGCGAUUAGCUCUUUUUUUUUUAAUGCUGACUUUUGAUUAAAGCGGAUUUGGGUUAAGAUGAUGGAGUACAUGGAGGAUAAGUUUGCGUUGAAAAGCCAAGCGAUGAAGGCCAGCGAUUACUACAUGGACCAAGUCAUGGAGAGCCUGGACAGCGCGCAGUACUUCACCAAGUCCUCCCCGAAAUGCGUGCAGGCCUUCGGGCUGCAGAGCGGAGAGCACCGCGCCUCGCCGUGCGGAGACCAAAACGGAAAUUACGGAGUGCCAAAACCAGACGAGGACACUUUGCACACGGACCUCGGCCGGUCCAUGGAUAACUGUUGCACGCUGCGGGCCUCUCCGGUGAGCACCGGGCAGGAGAAACCGGAUUUGGACGACAUGGGAGACAAAUGCGACAGCAACGUGUCCAGCAGCAAGAAGAGGAGACACCGCACCACCUUCACCAGCGCGCAGCUCGAGGAGCUGGAGAAGGUCUUCCAGAAAACACACUAUCCAGAUGUUUACGUGAGGGAACAGCUGGCCAUGAGGACGGAGCUGACAGAGGCCAGAGUGCAGGUGUGGUUUCAGAACAGAAGAGCCAAAUGGAGGAAGAGAGAGCGCUACGGGCAGAUCCAACAAGCCAAAACUCACUUCGCAGCGACGUACGAUCUAUCCGUGAUACCGAGGACCGACAGCUACACACAGAUUCCCAACAACCUGUGGCCUCCUCCUGCUCCGGGGGGCUCCGUGGUCUCCUCCUGCAUGCUGCCCCGAGGCUCCCCGCCCUGCGUCUCCUCGUACUCCCACUCCCCCCGCUCGGCCGCCGGCGCCGCGGAGCACGGCUACGUGAGCUUCCCCAACCAGCAGAACCAGUUCAGCCACGUGUCCCUCAACAACUUCUUCAGCGCGGACUCCCUGCUCACGCCGGCCGCCAGCGGGCACCACGUCGCCUUCGAGACCAAACCCGAGUUCGAGAGGCGCUCGUCCAGCAUCGCCGUGCUGCGCAUGAAGGCCAAGGAGCACACGGCCAACAUCUCGUGGGCCAUGUGAUCAAGACCGGAGGAUGUGUGGACAAUACUUUUGAAUUCUCAGUUUGUAUUAAGAGUGUGAGGAGUGCCUAAAACGUCUGAAAUCAUAUUUACAACGAGCUGUUUGUCCAUCGAUCCACAGAAUAGCUGUCACUUAUUUGAUACAGCUGUGGCUCAGGUCUGCAAUUCAGUUCACACCCGAUGCAGUCAGCAAGCUUAAGCGUCCCUGGGCAAGAAACCCUCUCUAUUGAAGUGGCCGUAAGUCCCUUUUUUGGGGUAAAAGCAUCACCAAAUACAAUGUAAAGUAUCUAAAGGAGGUGAUAUUCAAUUUCAUCAUCAUACUGCCCCGCUAAGACCUACAUCCUAACUUCACAUUUGAUCUUCUGAGUCGAGAAAAGACGAUCUCGGUGAAAUAUCUGAAUGGGAGUUUGGUUACAAUGUCUGGGGUUUUGUUAAUUCUAAAAUCUGAAAUGCAAUAAGUUCAAGCUUAAGUGUGACAGACAAUCAGCUGUUUUGAAUUACUCAGAUAAUGGUGUGGUAAAAGACACUUUAGAUUGCUUACCUAAAGCAAUACUUCCAGACUUUGAUUACAGGGUAAUGUACAGAGCUUUGUUUUACAACCCACAGUCACACUCUUUAAAUUAACCCUCAUGAUUUGUGGAGCUGUGGUGUGAGUAUUAUUUGUUGUUCUUUUUAAUGAGGGUCAGUCUUUCAACUUCACUGAGACCGAAGAAGUGUGAGGCUCCAGUUGGAUUUGAUCCCACUGUGGCUUCCUGUGUAUCCAGAACCACUUCAGUAUGUUCUCAGCACUGUGAAUAAGCUUUCUGCAGCUCCAUCUUCCUCCCUACGGCUCAGGACUGAAGAUGAGCAGCGCGGAGUCAAACUAACAGACUGACGUGUGUGAGUGUGUGAGUGAGAGUGUGUGUGAGCUUUUAACCUCUGUUGCCUCUGCCGUGUGUCAGGAGGCAGGUUUUAAUGUUGUUUGUGUUUUAAAAUGUAAAUGUUGGAUUUAUAAUAAAUGAUUUUCACUUGA